AAUGUUGUGAGAGGGAUAGAGAGCCAUAGGCCAACAUCCGACAUUUGACAAGUAAGAUUACUGUAACACCCCCAUAGAGUUACCAUUAUCAUUCCCAGAAAGCCACCAUUACAGACAAACAGUCUCUCUAUCUCUUGUGCAUGAAGAGAAAAUGGAGAGAGGAGACCAAAAUCUGCCCCUAAAGUCGCCUCUGAUUCAAUUAUCUGAUGAAGAUGGAACUGGGUGCAACAGAAAGGGAGGCAAUGAUAGGGGUAUAGAGAGAGGGUUGAUUGUUGCGGAACUGAAGAAGCAGGUGUGGCUAGCAGGGCCAUUGAUAUGUGUGAGUUUGUUGCAGUAUUUAGUGCAAGUCAUAUCAAUCAUGUUUGUGGGUCAUCUUGGUGAGCUGAGUCUUUCUGGUGCUUCCAUGGCAACUUCUUUUGGGAGCGUCACUGGUAUUAGCUUGAUGAUGGGACUGGCGAGCGCGUUGGAUACCUUCUGCGGACAGUCAUAUGGAGCAAAACAGUAUCACAUGAUGGGCAUCCACUUGCAGAGGGCAAUGUUUGUUCUUUUGCUCGUCAGUUUACCCCUUUCUAUCAUCUGGGCAUAUACAGAACCAAUUCUGAAUGUCCUAGGCCAAGAUCCAGACAUAUCAAGGGAAGCCGGGGCAUACGCGCAAUUCAUGAUACCUGGCCUAUUUGCUGUUGCUCUUAUCCAGUGCAUUUCCAGAUUCUUACAAAUGCAAAACAUUGUGUAUCCAGUCAUGCUAGCUUCUGUUAUUACAACGUUAAUUCACAUCGUUGAGUGUUGGAUUUUGGUGUUCAAGACUGAUCUAGGAACUAGAGGAGCUGCUUUGGCAAAUUCCAUUUCCUACUGGAUCAAUGUGUUGUUACUGGCUCUUUAUGUCAAGUUCUCCCCUUCAUGUUCGAAAACUUGGAAAGGAUUUUCAAUGGAGGCUCUGCAUAAUAUCCCCAGUUUUCUUAGACUUGCUAUUCCUUCUGCAAUUAUGGUCUGCUUGGAAAUGUGGUCCUUUGAAUUGAUAGUUCUCCUCUCUGGUCUUCUUCCCAACCCAAAGUUGCAGACUUCAGCGCUUUCCGUGUGCCUCAAUACAGCCUCAUUAAUUUGGAUGAUCCCAUUUGGCCUUAGUAGUGCUGUGAGCACUCGGGUGUCGAAUGAGUUAGGAGCGGGGCGUCCUCAAGCUGCGCGUUUAGCAGUUUAUGCCGUCCUAUUCAUGGCCAUUUGUGAGGGGAUUUUGGUAGGAUCAGUCUUGAUAUUGAUACGCAACGUUUGGGGCUAUGUAUACAGCAGCGAAAUUGAAGUGGUUGAAUACUUAGCAAGAAUGAUUCCAAUUCUUGCGCUAUCUAACUUCUUAGACGGUAUCCAAUGCGUCCUAUCAGGGACUGCAAGAGGAUGCGGAUGGCAAAAGAUCGGUGCAUAUGUCAAUCUUGGAUCUUAUUAUUUAGUGGGAAUCCCUUCAGCAGUCCUGUUGGGGUUUGUUUUCCAUGUUGGUGGAAAGGGUCUUUGGUUUGGGAUCAUAUGCGCUCUGGUUGUGCAAGUUCUGUCUCUUUUUAUUAUUACCAUUCGCACCAACUGGGAUGAACAAGCAAAGAAGGCGACGGAUAGAGUGUACGACCAUAUUCCUGUAGUUAUGGUGUCAUGAAGCCAGACUUGAUCUAACAUCGUCAUUUUCAGUGGGUAAUGAGGAUUUUCAUCAGAAAUCAAGUGUAGUUUCAUUUUCAAUUCUUCAAGAGGUCAUGAGUUCUAGUGGGGAGGCGGGAUAUUAUGCUGAAAUAAAUCUGUGAGGGCCAGUUGGAUAGUAACCAAAUCGGACAAUUCCAUGUGUGGUGUGGUCCAGACACUAGAAAAAUUCCCCAUUACUUGCUUAAUGUUGAAACUUAGAUUAUUGUAGUUCCCUUACAUUGUAUGUGCAGCAAGCCAGCACAUUUUCAUAUUUGGCCAACAAAUUAUGGCUAAUCUGUUUUGCUUGUCAAAAAAAAAUCUUUAUAAAAAUCUCACAUCGAAUUGGUAUAAUCCAAUCGAGUGGUUUGUUUGGUA
This is a messenger RNA of Tripterygium wilfordii, 2031 nucleotides long. Its product is annotated as protein DETOXIFICATION 16-like. Gene Ontology annotation, cellular component: membrane. Gene Ontology annotation, biological process: xenobiotic detoxification by transmembrane export across the plasma membrane. NCBI's taxonomy places the organism in Eukaryota, Viridiplantae, Streptophyta, Magnoliopsida, Celastrales, Celastraceae. The transcript has 8 exons. The record is from RefSeq and is a predicted model, not a curated record. The coding region runs from base 152 to 1636 and encodes 494 amino acids. Gene Ontology annotation, molecular function: xenobiotic transmembrane transporter activity; antiporter activity.